Messenger RNA from Symphalangus syndactylus (siamang), 2233 nucleotides. It is a transcript of the gene CDX2, whose product is annotated as caudal type homeobox 2. Gene Ontology annotation, cellular component: nucleus. Gene Ontology annotation, biological process: regulation of transcription by RNA polymerase II; anterior/posterior axis specification; animal organ morphogenesis. The record is from RefSeq and is a predicted model, not a curated record. Lineage: Eukaryota; Metazoa; Chordata; Mammalia; Primates; Hylobatidae. Gene Ontology annotation, molecular function: DNA-binding transcription factor activity, RNA polymerase II-specific; RNA polymerase II transcription regulatory region sequence-specific DNA binding.
AAUCACGGAAGGCCGCAGGCCUGGAGCUCCGCACGCCAGCCUGUGGCGGGUCUUCCCCGCCUCUGCAGCCUAGUGGGAAGGAGGUGGGAGGAAAGAAGGAAGAAAGGGAGGGAGGGAGGGAGGAGGCAGGCCAGAGGGAGGGACCGCCUCGGAGGCAGAAGCGCCGCGAGGAGCCAGCGGAGCACCGCGGGCUGGGGCGCAGCCACCCGCCGCUCCUCGAGUCCCCUCGCCCCUUUCCCUUCGUGCCCCCCGGCAGCCUCCAGCGUCCGUCCCCAGGCAGCAUGGUGAGGUCUGCUCCCGGACCCUCGCCACCAUGUACGUGAGCUACCUCCUGGACAAGGACGUGAGCAUGUACCCUAGCUCCGUGCGCCACUCUGGCGGCCUCAAUCUGGCGCCGCAGAACUUCGUCAGCCCCCCGCAGUACCCGGACUACGGCGGUUACCACGUGGCGGCCGCGGCUGCAGCGGCAGCGAACUUGGACAGCGCGCAGUCCCCGGGGCCAUCCUGGCCGGCAGCGUAUGGCGCCCCACUCCGGGAGGACUGGAAUGGCUACGCGCCCGGAGGCGCCGCAGCCGCCGCCAACGCCGUGGCUCACGGCCUCAACGGGGGCUCCCCCGCCGCAGCCAUGGGCUACAGCAGCCCCGCAGACUACCAGCCGCACCACCAUCCGCAUCACCACCCGCACCACCCGGCCGCCGCGCCUUCCUGCGCUUCUGGGCUGCUGCAAACGCUCAACCCCGGGCCUCCUGGGCCCGCCGCCACCGCUGCCGCCGAGCAGCUGUCCCCCGGCGGCCAGCGGCGGAACCUGUGCGAGUGGAUGCGGAAGCCGGCGCAGCAGUCCCUCGGCAGCCAAGUGAAAACCAGGACGAAAGACAAAUAUCGAGUGGUGUACACGGACCACCAGCGGCUGGAGCUGGAGAAGGAGUUUCACUACAGUCGCUACAUCACCAUCCGGAGGAAAGCCGAGCUAGCCGCCACGCUGGGGCUCUCUGAGAGGCAGGUUAAAAUCUGGUUUCAGAACCGCAGAGCAAAGGAGAGGAAAAUCAACAAGAAGAAGUUGCAGCAGCAACAGCAGCAGCAGCCACCACAGCCGCCUCCACCGCCACCACAGCCUCCCCAGCCUCAGCCAGGUCCUCUGAGAAGUGUCCCGGAGCCCUUGAGUCCGGUGUCUUCCCUGCAAGCCUCAGUGCCUGGCUCUGUCCCUGGGGUUCUGGGGCCAACUGGGGGGGUGCUAAACCCCACCGUCACCCAGUGACCCACAGGGGUCUGCGGCGGCAGAGCAAUUCCAGGCUGAGCCAUGAGGAGCGUGGACUCUGCUAGACUCCUCAGGAGAGACCCCUCCCCUCCCACCCACAGCCGUAGACCUACAAACCUGGCUCCCAGAGGAAAAAUGGGAGCCGGGAGUAAGACAAGUGGGAUUUGGGGCCUCAAGAAAUAUACUCUCCCAGAUUUUUACUUUUUCCCAUCGGGCUUUUUCUGCCACUGAGGAGACAGAAAGCCACCCCUGGGCUUCAUUCCGGACUGGCAGAAGCACUGCCUGGACUGACCACACCAACCAGGCCUUCAGCCUCCUCCCCAGCUCUUCUUUUCCUAGAUCGAUCUGCAGGCUGCACCUCUGGCUAGAGCUGAGGGGAGAGAGGGACUCAGGGGAAAGGCAAGCUUGAAGCCAAGAUGGCUGCUGCCUGCUCAUGGCCCUCGGAGGUCCAGCUGGGCCUCCUGCCUCCGGGCAGGCAAGGUUUACACUGCGGAAGCCAAAGGCAGCUAAGAUAGAAAGCUGGACUGACCAAAGACUGCAGAACCCCCAGGUGGCUUGCGUCUUUUUUCUCUUCCCUUCCCAGACCAGGAAAGGCUUGGCUGGUGUAUGCACAGGGUGUGGUAUAAGGAGGUGGUUAUUGGACUCCAGGCCUGACCAGGGGGCCCGAACAGGGACUUGUUUAGAGAGCCUGUCACCAGAGCUUCUCUGGGCUGAAUGUAUGUCAGUGCUAUAAAUGCCAGAGCCAACCUGGACUUCCUGUCAUUUUCACAAUCUUGGGGCUGAUGAAGAAGGGGGUGGGGGGAGUUUGUGUUGUUGUUGCUGCUGUUUGGGUUGUUGGUCUGUGUAACAUCCAAGCCAGAGUUUUUAAAGCCUUCUGGAUCCAUGGGGGCAGAAGUGAAAUGGUGAAGGGAAGUGGGGAGUAUUUGAACACAGUUGAAUUUUUUCUAAAAAGAAAAAGAGAUAAAUGAGCUUUCCAGA